CACACUGUCGCCUGGGCCGCGAGAUUAUUCCCAUCGCUUGCUCGAACAUCAAUCUCCUACGAAAGACGAUCCAGUUUAGCUUCACCAACCUCUCUCUCCGUCUCGCGCGCAAUUGCGAGCUAGCUUGAUGGCGUCGGAUGCCAUGGACACGGCCGAAGAUCUGCCACAAGAAGGAGACGGUCUCGUGGAUGUCGCCGUGGAUGGCCAGCUUUUCCGCCGAAGUACUCUCGCGUUGCUAGCGCUAUUUGGCGCCGCGCUGAACGCUGCCGACAUCACCCUAGACGUCACCGCCGCGGAUGCUCCAAACGACUUGGACCCGGCUGUGGUAGCAGUGGUGGCCGAGGCGCUGAAGACAGUGGACGCGCCGCUAUCCGACGAAGGCCUCAACUGUCCGAUCUGCUUGGAGGACGACGACACGGCGUCGUGGAAGGAGACUCCGUGCGGACAUCGGUUCCACGGACGGUGCGUGGAGAAGUGGCUGCAGGCCAAGGGGGGCUGCCCCAUGUGUCGGUGCCAGGUGGUGGCGAUGCCUAUCGUCGCCGCCACGGAUGCUCCAUACCGACACUUCGUUAUCAUUCAAGAAUAUGGCCAGGACGGUACGAACUUCGUUGUCAUGGACAUUGAUGAUGAUGACGAUGACGACGAUGAUCAUGAUGAUGAUGAUGAAGAUGAGGUAGAAGAAGAAUAUGAUGAUGAUGAAAUGGAAGACGAAGGCUGAAUAUCAUUGCCCCAACCUGGGAAGAUCCCUGCUGACAUGGAUUUGGGGUGCGCUUUUGUUCCCCGUGUAAUCUAUAUAGUGUGAUGUUUUUAUGUUUUCCUGUUAGCAGUUCAUGCCGCAGUGGCUUGCGAGCCGUAUCAUUUGAGCCUUUGUUUUCAUUCAAAUUUCCACCUGGAUGUUUUUUUCCUUGUUUUCUUUUCUUUCGAAUUUGCACCUGAAUGCUGAUCAUAGUUUUAAAUAGCCGG
Molecule: messenger RNA, 963 nt
Organism: Triticum aestivum (bread wheat)
Lineage: Eukaryota; Viridiplantae; Streptophyta; Magnoliopsida; Poales; Poaceae
Product: E3 ubiquitin-protein ligase RNF181-like
Exons: 1
Coding region: 128-718 (196 amino acids)
Biological process (GO): protein ubiquitination
Cellular component (GO): cytoplasm
Molecular function (GO): ubiquitin protein ligase activity
Source: RefSeq, a predicted model, not a curated record